Molecule: messenger RNA, 1537 nt
Organism: Maylandia zebra (zebra mbuna)
Lineage: Eukaryota; Metazoa; Chordata; Actinopteri; Cichliformes; Cichlidae
Gene: dcdc2c
Product: doublecortin domain containing 2C
Biological process (GO): intracellular signal transduction
Cellular component (GO): microtubule; microtubule organizing center
Source: RefSeq, a predicted model, not a curated record
UUAGCUACACAAUAGAAGACACGACGAAGACGUGGAUACGUAUCUUAAUACUACACCUCUCAUGUGGAAGAACUGAGAAGCUGUCUCCAGUUACGUCUCCGGAGGCCAACAGAGCUGACACAUUAACUUCUGACACCAAGGGCCACCGCUGUUUGUUGUUUGAAAUCGUUCCCAUUAGCUAACACAAGUAUGCCCAGCACAACAGGGAGAAGUGACUUGCCACCCACAAAAAUAAUCGUCGUCUACAGGAACGGAGAUGCCUAUUUUCCCGGCAGGAAAGUAGUUGUGAAUCCGCGGUACGUGCCAUACUUUGACAACUUUUUGACAUCUCUGACCAAAGGGAUUGAAGCACCUUUUGGCGCUGUGAGGAGGCUCUACACCGCCACACAAGGCCACCAAGUUCACCAUCUGGAUGACCUUCAGCACGGGAGUGAGUAUGUCGCGGCCGGAAAUGAGGCGUUCAAGAAACUGAAUUAUUGUGAAAUAGCAGCCAAGAAGCCACAGAAUAAGAAAAAAGAACAGAUCCAACCUGUUGUUCACAGCAGGAUAGUAGUUUCUGCCCGCUGGAAGAGAACUGCUGAUGAGUCUUGCACAAUAAAUGUCUUCACCAACGGAGAAGUGCUGGUUCCUCCGGCUCGAAUACGGAUCCCAAAGUAUACCCUUAGAAGCUGGGAAAACGUUUUAGCUAUGGUGACAGAGAAAGUGCGUCUUCGCACGGGUGCUGUUUUCAGGCUUUGCACAUUAAAUGGACACCCUGUCUCCGGUCCCACUGAACUGGAGAACAACCACUACUAUGUUGCAGUCGGUUCAGAAAAGUUUAAGGCUCUCCCAUAUUACCAGUGUGUCCCCAGGAGGGAUUUGCUUAGGGAAAAUAACAUGACUGAAGGCCAAGGCAUCCUGCCCAGUACCAAAAUCAAAAGAUGUGCAAAGAAUGUGACAAGCUCUGGAGAAGACCUUGAGCACACAGCCAGGGGCCAGACAAAGAAACUCACAGCCAAGGCAGAGAGAACCAAACAACAAGGGCAGGUGUCCAAGAACCCAGUUCUCUUCCCCCCAGUGGAGGGCAGCGUGUUCAAUGCACAAAACAAAAGGAGUGAGAUGGCAGGAGCAGCAGAGGUGCAGGAAGACCGCCAGUUGAAGGUGGAUCUGCCAAUUGAUCAGGUUGAGGCCAAGAUAGUUGAAGAGGAGUAUGAAGAUGGGAAUCGUUGUGCGAGUUCCUGCAAGGCCUCCCUCCGUGAUUCAGAUGACUCGAGUACGCAAAGGUCUUCCACCACAGAUUCCGGGAAAAAUGAGGCUAAAGAGAGGGAGGCGUCUUCCAAGCUCGGCAGAACACGGUCGCAGAUGUCCCUGUUUUUCAAGGGAAGAAAAUUGAAACUUCAACAUUAGUUGUUUAGAUCUGCAUGAGAUUCACUCCAGAGAAUCAUAGAAUACAGUGUCAUACUGCUAAGGACCAGACGUCCUCAUUCUCUUCUGUCUCAAGAAGCCAGCUGCUCAUGUAUAAGAUGAAACAGUGUUAUAAACCAAAUAAAAAUGUCUU